Molecule: messenger RNA, 690 nt
Organism: Paramecium tetraurelia
Lineage: Eukaryota; Ciliophora; Oligohymenophorea; Peniculida; Parameciidae
Exons: 3
Source: RefSeq, a predicted model, not a curated record
AUGGCUAGCAAAUCUCAACCUCCCAUAUAAGAAAAGACUUUUCAUGAAUGGUCUAAAAACAACUUCUAUAGAACAAGCUAUAUCAAUCAUUACACUCAAGUAUGUGAAUUGCUUCAUGCUAUCUAGUUUCCAUAAGAACCAAAAAGUACAGCAGUGCCAGGAUAUGCAGGCUAUGUCCCUUAUGUGCAAUCAGAGAAUCUGUAUGGCGAGAGAUUUUCAGAAGUAGCCAGAAAAUCAUACGCAGACUAAAAGUUAGGAAAAUUCAAUAGAUUGUCUUCAACUGGAUUUAAUUUUGAUCCAAAAGAAUUAAUCGAUGUACACAAGGAAGCUUAUUCUCAUAAAUAUGGAUGUUAGACCUUAUUGAAAAAUCAUCCUUGCACUCAUAUCAAUAAAAUGGUUACCUCCUACCAAGACGGUUUCAAAAAGCCUUAGGAACUUGUUGCUCCAACAUUUCGUAAGACCGAUAGGUAUCUAUAGACCUCACAAGCUUAAACUAAGACUUCUGGAUUUUAGAAGAAUCACAUGUAAUUUGACGGAUCUGGCUGGAUUCCUCAUGAAAACAUGAAUGGCGAUUAAGUGAGAACGGAAUACCGAAUAUAAUAUAAUUAGGAAAAACCAUUCCACAGGAAUCCGAUUCAAUUCAAAUUAAGAAAAAUGAAAUAAACCGAAAUGAAUUAUAAACAUACCUGA